Messenger RNA from Carlito syrichta (Philippine tarsier), 1496 nucleotides. It is a transcript of the gene RAB32, whose product is annotated as RAB32, member RAS oncogene family. The annotation marks the transcript as partial. The record is from RefSeq and is a predicted model, not a curated record. The transcript is spliced from 4 exons. Gene Ontology annotation, molecular function: GTPase activity; GTP binding. NCBI's taxonomy places the organism in Eukaryota, Metazoa, Chordata, Mammalia, Primates, Tarsiidae. Gene Ontology annotation, cellular component: lysosome; phagocytic vesicle; trans-Golgi network. Gene Ontology annotation, biological process: phagosome-lysosome fusion; endosome to lysosome transport.
UAUCUGAAUGUACACUUUUCCAAACACUACCGGGCCACCAUCGGGGUGGACUUCGCCCUCAAGGUCCUCAACUGGGACAGCAGGACGCUGGUGCGCCUGCAGCUGUGGGACAUCGCGGGGCAGGAGCGAUUUGGCAACAUGACCCGUGUAUACUACAAGGAAGCUGUUGGUGCUUUUGUAGUCUUUGAUAUAUCGAGAGGUUCUACAUUUGAGGCAGUCUUAAAAUGGAAAAAUGAUCUGGAUAGUAAAGUUCAUCUUUCAAAUGGCAGCCCUAUUCCUGCUGUCCUCUUAGCUAACAAAUGUGACCAGAAAAGGGACAGUAGCCAAAGUCCUUCUCAGAUGGACCAAUUCUGCAAAGAACAUGGCUUCACUGGAUGGUUUGAAACCUCUGCAAAGGAUAACAUAAACAUAGAUGAAGCCUCUCGGUUCCUGGUGGAGAAUAUUCUUGCAAACCACCAAAGCUUUCCUAACGAAGAAAACGAUGUGGACAAAAUUAAACUAGAUCAAGUAACCUUGAGAGCAGAGAGCAAAUCCCAGUGUUGCUGACAUGGUCUCAGCUUGUCUUGUACCUGCCUCAGCUCCUAGUGAGUUUCUGAGAUCAGGUUAAUAAUGGCAUGCUGGCUGUGAGCCUUCCCACAUGCCACUUCAAAUGGCACCACCACUGGGUGCUUAUUUGAAAUGGAACUUUUGGAGAAAUAUCCCUGUUAGUGACUCUGCAACUUACCAGAUAACAAAAGGUUCUGUUGUUGUUGCCAACAUAUUGAGGAUAGCGUUUACAUCUUUUUUAAUGUCUUUUUAAAAUGACGGUUCCUCAGGAUUUGGUAAGAUUUUCCAAUUGUAGCUGUUAGUGUAAGUGCUGGUUUGGUAAUAAACUUUAUCUCCAGUCUUAGUCAUUUUGAGUCUAUAUUUUUGUCUCUUUCUUCUUUCCUCACUUUUGAGAGAGGAUUUUAUACUCUGUCAGCCACAAAGGCUUGAAGUUUUUCUUUAGCAAUUUUCUUUUCAAAACUUCAUGUAAAGCUGUACCUUAAAUAUAACUUAACCAGUUGUAACUGGUGUGGUAUGUGGUCACUCAAACACAUUAAAGUAUCCUUCCUAAUUACUCAAAAAGUUAUCACACCACACUUGUAUUAUGAAUGUCUACUUCUGGAUCUUGUUGCUACCCCUAGGAAGCAGUAUAAAUGAGCAUUUUUUUUCUUUCUCGCUAGUCCUUUCUCUCUUCUUGCCAUGUACUUUUGUUUAUAACUGAAAGCCUGGAUGAUGUCUCUGUUGUAAUUCUCUCUAACUGGAGCUAAUGAUCAGAGAGAGAAUGCUUUCAAAGCAUAUACAAUUAAAUCUGUGCUUCUAUGGUAUGAAUUGUGAAAGACACUAGUUUGUGUAUGGUUUUAUAUAAGGUUUUGGACAUUUAAAUUACAAUACCUGAAAAACUUAAGGUGGCCUUACAAUAUUUGUAUUAUUGUUUAACCCAAGUAAGGAAAAUAAUAAAUAUUUUGACUAAA